Messenger RNA from Kickxella alabastrina, 755 nucleotides. RefSeq names its product lipin, N-terminal conserved region-domain-containing protein. Gene Ontology annotation, cellular component: nucleus. Gene Ontology annotation, biological process: triglyceride biosynthetic process; fatty acid catabolic process. The record is from RefSeq and is a predicted model, not a curated record. The transcript has a single exon. NCBI's taxonomy places the organism in Eukaryota, Fungi, Kickxellomycota, Kickxellomycetes, Kickxellales, Kickxellaceae. The coding region runs from base 231 to 674 and encodes 147 amino acids. Gene Ontology annotation, molecular function: phosphatidate phosphatase activity.
GCCCUUUUUAUUUUUUAUUCUUUUUAUCCUUUUUAUCCUCUUUAUUCUUUUCUUUCUCUACUUUUUCUAUCAUUAUAUUUAUUUUUCGUAUCCAAAAGUAGAUUUCUAAAUUCAACACCAAAUUCAACCUUUAAUUACUACUUCUUCUGCUACUGCUACUAUUAAUUUUUAUAUUUACACGCAAAGACAUCCUCAUUACACAAACGCACGCUCCUUCGCCCACUCUUAUUAUGCAGUAUGUCGGCAAAGUCUUCUCGACAGUCAGCCAACUGUACAAGGAGCUCAACCCAGCGACACUCAGCGGCGCCAUCGACGUGGUAGUGGUGGAAGAUAAGGACGGGAAUUUCAGCUGCUCGCCCUUUCACGUGCGCUUCGGCAAAUUGCAGCUCCUCCGUCCGUCGGACAAGGCUGUUCAGGUUAUUGUGAAUGACAAGCCGGCCGAGUUUUACAUGAAGGUCGGUGACUCUGGUGAGGGCUUUUUUGUUUUGGAAACGGAGAGCGAUGUGCCGAGCCAGUUUGUCACUUCGCCUGUGGCGUCGCCUUCUCUGUCGUACAGGAUUGGGGAUGACCCCGAUUUCCUCGAUCUUGGCGCUAACAACGCUGCCGACCAGCUUAACAAAGGUAAGCAAGCAAUAAAUAGGUGUGAUGCGAUGCGAUUCGAUUCGAUGCAGUGAUGGCAAUGUCUUAUUUUUAAUUUUGCAAAUGCAGAGAAAGAAAGGAGAGCUAGCGCUGCGAAGCUUGCUUGAUUAUUUGCU